Messenger RNA from Uloborus diversus, 864 nucleotides. RefSeq names its product dixin-like. Gene Ontology annotation, molecular function: protein binding. Gene Ontology annotation, cellular component: cytosol. The transcript is spliced from 8 exons. Bases 199 to 864 code for a protein of 221 amino acids. The record is from RefSeq and is a predicted model, not a curated record. Gene Ontology annotation, biological process: canonical Wnt signaling pathway. NCBI's taxonomy places the organism in Eukaryota, Metazoa, Arthropoda, Arachnida, Araneae, Uloboridae.
UUGUUUCUAUGACAACAGCGCUCGGAAAAAUGUUCCUUUGUGGUUGAAGAUCCACAACAUGGAAAUGCACAUUUGGAUUAUGGAUACAGCGGAUAAUUUCAUUGUCUAGUUUUCUACGGAAACUCCUGCGAUUUAUUUUUCCGGACUGAUGAUGGGUGUUCGAGUGCGGAAAGGAAUGAUUAAAUUUGCGGUAUACUCAUGACGUCUUCUUCGUGGCAAGAGUGGACGGCUCGAUUGCGUGCAUACGUCGGCUGGCUGAACUCCCAGCUGCGCAAAGAGGAAGGGAGUCGUCGGGUAAGCGACCUGCGCAACGACCUCCGAGACGGUGUCAUCCUCGCUCAGCUCGUCGCCACGCUCGGAGGAGACGUUGUUCCUGGAAUCGAUCCUCAUCCAAGAACAGAAUCUCAUGCAAAAGAGAACGUUGAGCGUCUUUUCCGAUUCCUCAUACGGAAGGGCGUACCACUCCACGCAAUAACUCCUAAAGAAGUGUGUGACGGAGAUUUAAAAGCAAUUAUGAGACUGGUUCAUGCCGUUGCAUCUCACUAUAAACCAGACACGGUUUUAAACCCUCCGCGCCCAAUAGUAAGCCGGAAGGAAGAAGUAAAGCCCCCGAAGAAGUCCUGUAAAGUUUCCCCUUUGCAAUUUUCUUCGAACCUACGCCCUCAGCAGCAAAACUCCAAAAGCGAGCCUUCUUCUCUUGACGACGCUUGUAGAAUUUCAGAAGUAUUUGUUGAGCAGCUACUGAAAGACGUGCAACUGGCAAAGAGACAACUGUUACUUCUGCAGGAAACAUUGUCCAAUGGAAAACUAGAACGAACACUUUCUCUGCAAAAUACUUCAAUACCGGUAAGAAAAAAAUCAUGA